Messenger RNA from Stegodyphus dumicola, 877 nucleotides. Its product is annotated as small ribosomal subunit protein uS5m-like. Gene Ontology annotation, molecular function: structural constituent of ribosome; RNA binding. The record is from RefSeq and is a predicted model, not a curated record. Gene Ontology annotation, cellular component: ribosome. Gene Ontology annotation, biological process: translation. Lineage: Eukaryota; Metazoa; Arthropoda; Arachnida; Araneae; Eresidae.
AACUUUAAUUCUGGCUCUGCUUACAAAUGGCGGUUAGUCGUGUUGCAGUACUGAAUUUAUGUAAACAGUAUAGCAAAUUAAUAGUAUCAGACACGCGUACAAGUUUGAGAGCAGAUAAACUACAUGUUACUCUACAGUACAACAAAUUCUCUCCCCUCAACUGGAAUAUUUGGCGUUAUAGUCAUACGUUCCUUUCCAGAGUGACUGCUGAACAGUUAUGGAAAGGAGUUACCAGUGUCAGUCCUGCUGGUCGUAAGAAAGGAAGAGGAAAAUCUAGAAAAGUACCUCGUGAUCUAAACAGAGGACAGGUCAUAGGAUUUGGUAAAAAGAAUAUGUUAUGGCCUGGAUUGAAUGCGCCAGUUAUACAAGGUAGAGAAGUAUUAAAACAACAAGAAUUACCACCAGAUGAAGAGCGACAGAAGCGCAUCUUAGAGCUUCGUGACAAAUUUUCGAAACGCAAAUCAUAUAAAUUACAUCCACUUGAAAGAGGCUGGAGUGGAACCAAACUUGGUGGGCGAAGUCUUGGCCCUCCAGAUCCUGUAGGAGAGGAAACCUUUGAAGGCUUUGAUUCGAGAGUUUUAGAAUUUAAAACGGUUAUGCAUAUGUCGGGUCAGAGAGGACGAGUGAGAAAUUUUAGUGCCUUUGUUGUUGUGGGAAACAAAAAAGGUUUAGCAGGAUAUGGCCUGGCGAGAUCUGUGAAUGCUUCUACUGCUGCCAAUGCGGCUAAAAACAAAGCAGCCCAUGUCUUGCGUUAUAUUGAACUUGAUAACAAUACAGUUAUUCAUGACUUCUGUGGUGAAUUUGGUGCUGUUAGAGUUUUUGUUGAGAAAAGACCAGAAGGUAAUUUUUUUUAAUAUUACAUAUAGCGAAAAAUUGU